Plenodomus lingam JN3 is the source of this 420-nucleotide messenger RNA. NCBI's taxonomy places the organism in Eukaryota, Fungi, Ascomycota, Dothideomycetes, Pleosporales, Leptosphaeriaceae. The record is from RefSeq and is a predicted model, not a curated record.
AUGGCAUCGCGCAAACGCUCCCGUUUCCUUUCACUGUUACCCGGUGUUCAUUGGACACCCACCGAUAUCUCUCCUCGGUCCACAAACCAACCUCGCUCGCCCUCUCAAUUGACAAAAACAAAUCAAAAACAAACAUCUCGCGUUUCGUGCUUUGUACGCGCCCAUGAUGCCACGACCGAUGCCUCUUCUUCCUCUACAUCCAAACCCACCCAUCACACCCCUCGCCCUCGAAAACCAACCCUCCGUCUUCCCUCCAAGCCCACCGCCCGCGCUCCCACCCCCACACAUGCCCAAGCUCAGAGCCCGUUGUUUGCAAAAUUGCCGCUGGAGCUGAGGCGGAUGGUGUACGAGGGAAGAGCAGGGAAGGAGGGAGGGGAGGGAGUGUACGUGUCGGGUCUUGGUCGGGGGAAGGAAAUGUGA